Molecule: messenger RNA, 1575 nt
Organism: Scaptodrosophila lebanonensis
Lineage: Eukaryota; Metazoa; Arthropoda; Insecta; Diptera; Drosophilidae
Product: UDP-glucuronosyltransferase 1-6-like
Exons: 3
Coding region: 1-1575 (524 amino acids)
Molecular function (GO): UDP-glycosyltransferase activity
Source: RefSeq, a predicted model, not a curated record
AUGUGCAGUCUUUUGUUUCUUCUAUUCCUGCUCUUGCCGCUUGCUGCACAGUCAGCCAAUAUAUUGGGACUUUUCACUGCGACCAGUCCUUCGCAUCUGAUCAUACAUGUGGAAAUGAUGAGGACUUUGGCAGAACGUGGACACAAUGUGACGAUCUUGACAAUGGUGCCACCACCCACACCUGUACCGCAUGGUAUUCAGCAUCUGCUCGUCCCUAUGAAGGACGCGUAUAAGGAUGAACUACGAGCGGCAAUGGAUCAGCUGUCGAAGCAGAAAUACUAUCCAAUUAGUUUCUUUCGUAUAUACGGGGUGGUCGCACUGCUUGCUCGCAUACAGGAGGACAUUUUGAAUGAUGCCCGUUUCAGAGAUUUGUAUGAAAAUCCACAUAAUAAGUUCGACCUUAUGUUUCUCGGCUAUUACUUAAAUCUGGCGCAGUUGGGCGUGGCUGCUAAAUUCAAUUGCCCCGUUAUUAUGAACUGGGUGGGUGGACCGAUCGCUCAAAUAGAUAGUCUGAGUGGCAAUCCCAGCGAAAUAAGUUAUGUACCAUCCUCAUACGAUCCCAUACAACCUGGCGAGGUAAUGGGUUUUUCUAAGCGUUUGCAUACAUUUCUGAAACAUUGGUACAAUUCUUUUUUGGAACGCAUUGUGGAAGCCAAAAUGAAGCAACAAUACAACCGCAUCUUUAGAAAUGAAACAGACUUUCCAUGUUUUUCGUGUGCUAAGAGACGGAUUAGCUUGUUUUUUUCCAACUACCACUCCCCCAGUGAAGGACCUAUACGGCCGCUAGUGCCAGCCUAUAUAGAAGUGGGUGGACUGCAGAUCAAGGAGCAGCCAGGCGAGCUGCCACUGGACUUGGCAAAUUUUCUGAACACAGCUGAAAACGGAGUCAUUCUGUUUAGUUUGGGAACCAAUUUCAAAAACAGCUUUAUGACACCCAAAACAGUGCGCACGCUUUACGAAGCCUUCUCCCAGCUCAAGCAGCGCGUCAUUUGGAAGUGGGAGAACCUAGAUAGUACACCCGGCAAUGCGUCCAAUAUACUCUAUAAGAAAUGGCUGCCGCAAAGCGAUAUCUUGGCACAUCCCAAGCUGAAGUUGUUCAUCACACAUGCGGGCAAGGGCGGCAUUGCGGAGGCUCAAUAUCAUGGAGUCCCUAUGCUGGCUUUUCCCAUUUUCGGCGAUCAACCCGGCAAUGCUGCCAAUAUGGUGAGGUCCGGCUUCGGUCUAUCCUUGCAUUUGCAGGAGUUAAACGCAAUAGAGCUACAAAAUACUUUAAAGGAGCUGUUGGAGAACAAUAAAUACGAAAGAGCGGUCAAGCAGUAUUCGAAAAUCUAUCGUGAUAGACCCAUGACUGCCAGGCAAUUGGUUGUUUACUGGACCGAGUAUGUCUUAAGACAUAAAGGUGCCUAUCAUCUACAAAGUCCUUGGCUGCGUAUGAGCUUUGUUGAGCGUAAUAAUUUGGAUGUGUUGGCAUUAAUCAUCGUCCUUCUUUGCAGCUUAAUGUGGAUCAUUAAGAAAUUAGUAUUAUUUAUAAGAGUUACUUUAAAGAAGCCAACGAAAAAAUGUAAGACAAAUUAA